UAAACUGAAGUGCCUUUCAACUAUGUGCCCACCACUUUUGGCGCUGUGGGCCAAUUAGUAUCCGAGUGAAGGCGACCGCCGUUCUUUGAUUGGCUAAGGGGCCUCCAGUUGGGGUAGGCUGCGCGCCGGAUAUAUCUAGCCGGCUGCAGAGCACGCCGUUGCGUGAGGUGCUUGUCGUCCGCCGGGCAGGCCUGUGGUGAAGCGACGCCUCCCGCUCCCGUCCCGCUCCGCCCGCAGUUUUCAGUUGACCAAAGAAAUGGUGAUGGAGAAGCCAAGUCCCCUGCUGGUCGGGCGGGAAUUUGUGAGGCAGUACUAUACUCUGCUGAACCAAGCACCUGACUACUUGCACAGGUUUUAUGGAAAGAACUCUUCUUAUGUCCAUGGUGGCUUGGAUUCUAAUGGGAAACCAGCUGAUGCAGUCUAUGGGCAAUCUGAUAUCCACAAGAAGGUGCUGUCAUUAAACUUCAAGGAUUGCCACACAAAGAUUCGCCACGUGGAUGCCCAUGCCACCCUCAACGAUGGUGUUGUAGUCCAGGUGAUGGGAGAGCUCUCCAACAACAUGCAGCCCGUGCGCAGGUUCAUGCAGACGUUCGUACUUGCACCUGAGGGUUCUGUUGCAAACAAGUUUUAUGUCCACAAUGAUAUCUUCCGCUACCAAGAUGAGGUGUUUGGUGACUCUGACACUGAGCCUCCAGAGGAAUCAGAGGAGGAAGGGGAGGAACCUGAGGAAAGACAGCAGACACCUGAGGCUGUUCCUGAUGAUACUGGUGCUUAUUAUGAGCAGACUGUCAGCAAUGACAUUGAGGAACAUCUGGAAGAGACAGCUGCAGAAGCAGAGCCUGAGCCAGAGCCAGAACCGGAACAAGAACCUGAACAGGAGGUGCAGGAGGAAAAAUCUGAGCCUGUCUUAGAGGAGUCAGCUCCAGAAGAGACUGUGGAAAAGAGUCCUUCUCCAGCUCCUGCUGAUCCAGCUCCUGCAGUGCAAGAGGACUCCAGGACAUUUUCCUGGGCAUCAGUAACCAGUAAGAACCUCCCUCCCAGUGGAGCUGUUCCAGUUUCUGGAAUACCACCUCAUGUUGUGAAAGUACCGGUCUCACAGCCCCGCCCUGAGGCAAAGCCUGAAUCUCAGACCCCACCUCAGAGACCUCAGAGGGAUCAGCGAGUGAGGGAGCAGCGAACAAGCAUCCCACCGCAGAGGGGUCCUAGACCAAUUCGUGAGGGCGAACAAGGAGACGUGGAAACCCGUCGGAUUGUGAGAUACCCUGACAGUCAUCAGCUGUUUGUUGGGAACCUCCCCCAUGAUGUGGAUAAAACUGAACUUAAAGACUUCUUCCAAAAACUUGGCUUUUCUCUUGCAGGCUAUGGCAAUGUUGUUGAACUCCGCAUCAACAGUGGUGGAAAGCUCCCCAAUUUUGGGUUUGUGGUGUUUGAUGAUCCUGAGCCAGUUCAGAAGAUCCUUAGCAGCAGGCCCAUCAUGUUCAGGGGAGACGUGCGCCUGAACGUGGAGGAGAAGAAAACGCGGGCCGCCAGGGAGGGCGACCGCAGGGAUAACAGACCACGUGGACCCGGAGGCACUCGUGGGGGGCUGGGAGGUGGGAUUCGAGGGCCUCCACGUGGAGGAAUGUCCCAGAAGCCAGGCUUUGGAGCUGGAAGGGGGAUCGGGCAACGCCAGUGAAGGCAUCCCGGAUGUUGACACGGUGGCGCAAACCCUCUCUUCCUGCCGAUUUGUGAAUUUCAGCCUUGGGUAUCUUGGAAUGUGGCCCUAGCCUGUUAGAGACUGCUACGUUUGAUACUAUUUUGGCCCUUUUUGGUUUUUUUGUUUGUGUUAUGGUUUUGUGAUUUUACUUUUUUUGUUUUGU
Dryobates pubescens (Downy woodpecker) is the source of this 1859-nucleotide messenger RNA. It is a transcript of the gene G3BP1, whose product is annotated as G3BP stress granule assembly factor 1. Lineage: Eukaryota; Metazoa; Chordata; Aves; Piciformes; Picidae. Gene Ontology annotation, cellular component: ribonucleoprotein complex; cytosol. The record is from RefSeq and is a predicted model, not a curated record. The transcript has 12 exons. The coding region runs from base 257 to 1675 and encodes 472 amino acids. Gene Ontology annotation, molecular function: mRNA binding.